CAGAGUGGAAUCCUCGGGGAUGAUAAUAUUGAUGUUAAAGAAGAGUAUAAAGAGGAGGAUGAGGAGUAUGGAGUGAUGGAGGAGUUUUUCAGAAAGACACAAGGAGAUGAUGGAGCCACCUAAUACCAGGAACCCACCAGAGAGAUGUCCCCGUCCUCUGUAUUCCCCGGGAUUCACAACACAGGAAGGUCACACCAUCCCUCACCAUCAUCAGAGUGGAAUCCUCGGGGAUGAUAAUAUUGUUGUUAAGGAAGAAUUUAUAGAGGAGGAUGAGGAGUAUGGAGUGAUGGAGGAGUUUUCAGAAGGGCCCAAGGAUAUGAUGGAGCCACCUAAUACCAAAGAAAAACCCACCAGAGAGAUGUCCCCGUCUUCUGUAUUCCCAGGAUUCCACACAGGAAGGUCACACCAUCCCUCACUAUUACAAGGGGUGAAGAUUUAAUAGAUAUAAAAGUUGAGGUUAAAGCAGAAGAAGAAGAGGCGUAUGUGAGGGAUGAUCAGCAGUCUAUGGAGGGGGAGGAUGGAAUAACGGGGACAUUUAUAGAGGAGGGACAAUCCUACAGAGAUCAGCACAGGUGGGUCAUGAACACUAAAUCCAUUUCCUCCACCCAUUACUGCUCACUGAUUGGUCCAGAGAGUAGGGCGGGGGACUGGGUGAUAUCAGCCUGUA
This is a messenger RNA of Staurois parvus, 667 nucleotides long. The record is from the annotation of a GenBank genome assembly. NCBI's taxonomy places the organism in Eukaryota, Metazoa, Chordata, Amphibia, Anura, Ranidae.